Messenger RNA from Cordyceps fumosorosea ARSEF 2679, 1587 nucleotides. RefSeq names its product amino acid/polyamine transporter I. Gene Ontology annotation, cellular component: membrane. Gene Ontology annotation, biological process: transmembrane transport. Bases 1 to 1587 code for a protein of 528 amino acids. The record is from RefSeq and is a predicted model, not a curated record. Gene Ontology annotation, molecular function: transmembrane transporter activity. NCBI's taxonomy places the organism in Eukaryota, Fungi, Ascomycota, Sordariomycetes, Hypocreales, Cordycipitaceae. The transcript is spliced from 2 exons.
AUGGCCGACCGACGCGCCUCCGCCUCUCAGCAGGCCGACAUUGCUCUCGCCAAUCUUGGCUACCAGAGCCAACUGCCCCGCAACCUCUCCAUGCUCUCCGUCCUCGGCCUGUCCUUCGCCAUCAUGGCCGUGCCCUACGGCCUGUCCACCACCAUGGCCUACUCCCUCGUCAACGGCGGCUCCGUCACCGCCCUCUACGGCUGGUGCUUCGUCUCCAUCGUCUCGCUCUGCAUCGCCGCGUCCCUCGCCGAGAUCUGCGCCGUCUUCCCCACCGCCGGCGGCGUCUACUACUGGAGCGCCGUCCUCUCCGCCCCGCGCUGGGCGCCCGUCGUCAGCUUCGUCGACGGCUGGCUCACCCUCGUCGGCAACUGGACCAUCACCCUCUCCAUCAACUUUGGCGGCGCGCAGCUCAUCGUCUCCGCCAUCUACAUGUUCGACCCGAACUACGUCAUCCAGCCCUGGCACACCGUCCUCGUCUUCUGGGCCAUCAUGCUCGUCUGCGCCGUCAUCAACGCCUUUGGCUCUCGGCACCUCGACCUCAUCAACAAGGUCUGCAUCUACUGGACUGGCGCCAGCGUCAUCAUCAUCCUCGUCACCCUCCUGACCAUGGCCGACACCCGCAACUCGGGCCGCUAUGUCUUCGCCCACUAUGACAGCUCCCAAAGCGGUUGGCCCGCCGGCUGGUCAUUCUUUGUCGGUCUGCUCCAGCCCGCCUACGUCCUCACCGGCUACGGCAUGGUCGCCUCCAUGUGCGAGGAGGUCCAGAACCCCGAGCGCGAGGUCCCCAAGGCAAUCGUCCUGUCCGUCGCCGCUGCCGGCGUCACCGGCCUGUUCUACCUCGUCCCGCUGCUCUUCGUCAUCCCCGAGGUCAGCGCGCUGCUGCAGGAGGCCAACGACAAGGCCGGCGGGCAGCCCAUCGGCAUCAUCUUCAAGCACGCCACCGGCUCCGCCGGCGGCGGCUUCGGGCUGCUCUUCCUCGUCCUCGGCAUCCUCAUGUUCGCCGGCAUCGGCUCACUCACCGCCGCCUCCCGCUGCACCUACGCCUUUGCCCGCGACGGCGCCAUCCCCGGCUACAAGCUGUGGCGCCGCGUCCACUCGGGCCUCGACGUGCCCGUCUGGGCCCUGACCCUCUCCACCAUCGUCAUCUCCCUCCUCGGCUGCGUCUACUUUGGCUCCCCCACCGCCUUCAACUCCUUCACCGGCGUCGGCACCAUCUGCCUGUCCGCCUCGUACGCCGUGCCCGUGCUCGUCAACCUCGCCCAGGGCCGUGUCGCCGUGCGCCACUCGCCCUUCGCUCUUGGCCGCUGGGGCGUCCUCGUCAACGGCGUCUGCGCCGUCUGGAUCUUCUUCGCCAUCGUCAUCUUCUCCAUGCCCAGCUCCCUCCCCGUCCAGGCGGACACGAUGAACUACGCGUCGGUCGUCUUUGCGGGCUUCGCGGCCAUCGCGGGGCUCUGGUACCUGGUGCACGCGCGGCACAACUUCACCGGCCCGCCCAUCCUGCGCAGCGACUCGGUCGGCGCGACGGACGGUGUGGCUCCGAGGGACUCAAAUACGGACUCGCCAGAUUACGAAAAGGAAGCCAAGUAG